Messenger RNA from Penicillium mononematosum, 2085 nucleotides. RefSeq names its product fungal specific transcription factor domain-containing protein. The record is from RefSeq and is a predicted model, not a curated record. Lineage: Eukaryota; Fungi; Ascomycota; Eurotiomycetes; Eurotiales; Aspergillaceae. The coding region runs from base 1 to 2085 and encodes 694 amino acids. The transcript is spliced from 5 exons. Gene Ontology annotation, biological process: DNA-templated transcription. Gene Ontology annotation, molecular function: zinc ion binding; DNA binding.
AUGGACUCUAAAGAGACCGGUACGUCUAGCCCCAACGACAAUGCCUUGGGCGUAACAAGCAAUGAAACGCCUGCUUCCAGUGUUCAAUCAUGGCUUGGCAGGCGCCCAAACACCCUCGAGUCAAAUGUGUUCAGAGCGUUGUCCUCGAGCCCAAGCCAGCCGCUCACGCAAAGCCUUGCUUCGCAGCCCUCGAUUGAGAAAAUUGCCAUCCCACGAGGACGAAACCGCCGAAUUUGGACGUCAAAUAGGAGAUCCGCGGAGCUCAUGUCUCAGGUUCGAGUGUAUGAAGACCUGUUACGUAGUCUGCAUCCUCUUCUCGACCGUCAAUUAGCAAAUCAAAUUGAGAAGGUCGUUAGUGAAUUUCCAGGCACACCUUCGACAACUCCGAAAACGAUCCCCGAUACCGAGCAAGUACAGAGAAACCCCAUACAGCCGACCGAUCACACCAUUGAGGACCUCAACCGUGCCGUCAAUACUCAGGCGGCAGGUCUCUUGGGUAGACCAUCAGAGGUAGCGUGGCUCUCUAGACUCCGCUGUGAAAUGGACCAGCACAUGAAAGCAGAGUAUCCGUUAGAAAGGUCAGAACAGAACCCACUCUUGUCUACCAACUACUUCCUCGACGACUUGCAGAGUCCUAUAACCUAUCCGAAUGAUUUUCUGGAUUGGCCCUCGGAAGAAGCUGCUAGCCAAUUGGUGGAUAGUUACUUUCACAUUGUGCACGCGUCGUUCCCCUUUGUUGGGAAGUUGUACUUUCUGAAACAAUUUCGCAUUUUUUAUGCCAAUCCACGUAAGCAGCCGGGCUGGGCGUGGAUGGCAGUUUUCAAUCUAGUGUUGGCUAUCGCUACACGUCAUAGCUCUUUGAUGAGAAAGGAACCGGAAGCUGGCACUGGCACACACAUGUCAUACUUCACAAGAGCUUGGCAGCUCUACAUGAGGAAUUAUGCUGCACUCGACCACCCAAAUUUACAACAGGUACAGGUUGAAUCCCUUAUGUCAAUAUACAUGCUUUCAAUAGGCCAUGUAAAUAGGGCGUGGCGGAUGUGCGGCGUCGCAAUGAGGUCAGCAGUGGCUAUGGGAAUCCACCUUCGUAGUGAGAGUGAAAGCAUUUCUUACAUAUCCAAGGAGACAAGAUAUCGUCUUUGGUGGGCAUUGUACUCGCUUGACAUUCAACUAUGCUCGAUGACUGGACGCCCACCCAACAUGAGCCUAGAAUACUGUACUGCCUUUCUCCCAGCACCCCACCGGGAGGAGGACUUUCAAGAAGACCAUGUUUCCCGGUUCAUCGCGGACGACCAUACUCGGAAGGCUCUACUGGCAUCUUUCAUCCCGCGAGCGUUCAAACCGGACGGGCAAGGGAAUAACCAACAUGCAGAACCUCUACAUCACUCCGCUAUAAGCGAAAGAGAAGACGAUGUUCCACGCAUAGCCUUCGAGACAAGCAGUGCUAAGCCUAACACGUCGCUAUACUUCCUGUAUCGCUUAAGCUUGACUUGCAUUGGAAGAGCUGCCUUGGACGAAAUCCACUCGCCUAGGACGGCAUCUCUUUCAUGGGAUGAGUUAGAGGGUACAAUCGCGAGAAACAACGCAUCUGCUGACAAUUGGUUGGCUAAGCUACCAUAUAUCUACCAUUUCGAGAAGCCAUCGCCGAAUUGCCCAUUUGUUCGUCAACGCACUAGCUUGGCAUUUCAAUUCUACUCGGUCAAGCUCAUCAUCCUGGAGCCGUGUUUGCGUCGUGCGAUCAGGGUAUCGUUCGAUGGCCCAUGCAGCAAACACUGUCAGUCUAUGGCCACUCUGUGCAUGCAGGUAGCAGGAAGUGUCAUCAACCUUCUUUGCGAUAAAGCAGAUGUUCGCUGGUUAUAUGGGUAUUGCCCAUGGUGGUCCAUAGUCCACUACAUUAUGCAAUGUUCCGCCAUCCUCCUGGUCGGCCUUGUGGGUCAAAUCAACCUUGGGGAAAUCCAGAACGCGGCAACAGUGCGCAACGUCAAAAAGGCUUGCGGAUGGUUAUAUGAGAUGUCUAAAACAGAUGAUUAUUCCAAGCGCGCAUGGGAUAUCUAUAUUAACUUCAUCUUCGUCAUGACCGAAUGA